GAUCGAAACACCAGAUUGACACAAGCCACACUAGCAACCCCACCCCUGUCGCUCAGUGGUUCUUUCCCCAGCCAAGCCGCCAGAAAGAGCAACUUUCCUGCUGAACCUGCACCACCUGAACCCUCACCACCUGAACCCGCACCACCACGCCCAGAUCGACGGAGCGGGUCGAGGUCCGACCAGGGAGGGACUCGACACAAAGGAAUUAAGACGCGACAAACCAACCUGGUCCUGUGGGUGUCCUGUGGGUGUGCAGUGGCAACACAGCUGCACUGCCGGCCAAGAAAGAAAAUAAGGCCCUUGCGGCUAUCAGAAAAGCAUCCGAGCUUAUCCGCAACAAACAACGAAACUCCUGUCCAGAGGGCACCCACCACAUACACACACAACGAACACCAAGGUGCUCGCUCACUUGUUGGCGCGUCGAUGGCUAGCUUGGCCGAUUAAUCUGCUUGCCACAGCCGCUUUGUUAGCUGGUCGGCCCACUAGGCUGAUACUAUGGCUUCCUGAUAACCUGGCCCUUUCCGUUUCCCUCUCCUUCUCGUUUUUGUUCCCCUUCUGGACCUGGGACCCCUGCCGUGGAUCCGUCGGUUGCAUUGCUGGCCUCUGAUCGCUGACGAGCACCCACCCUUGUUCGUUUUGUCCGCCGCCGGCUGGAGUCCAAGUCGCUGGCCUGGUGGCCUUGACCCUGACCGAAGCCCGCUCAGGCCAUGGGGGCCUGCGCUCGCCUGCUCGCCUGCGGCCUCGACCUCCAGACAAACACGCACACUCGCCCACAGCGUCGCAGCACACGGCCGAGCCAAGCCGGGAUCAGCUUGCGGCCCAUCCGCCAGUCAAGGUGUGCCCAGCCGCCGGCUGGCCUGACAAAGGAGCCUGGAGGAAGCCUGGAGGAAGCCUGGAGCAGCUGCCCAGACACACGCAGGCACACGCAUUCUGUCGCCACCCUGCGCCUCUGCUGAGAUUCACGGCCGCAUCCCAUUGUUGAGCAUGCUUGUCAUGACCCGCCAGCGUCGGUCCCGAUUCUUGGUUGCAGCUGAAGGCGAGGCCACGCCAGCCAGUCACGUUGAGCCUUUGCCAACCUUGAGUGAUUUUGCGACAUUACCGCGAGUCCAUGUACCCCG
Molecule: messenger RNA, 1118 nt
Organism: Gaeumannomyces tritici R3-111a-1
Lineage: Eukaryota; Fungi; Ascomycota; Sordariomycetes; Magnaporthales; Magnaporthaceae
Exons: 1
Coding region: 708-956 (82 amino acids)
Source: RefSeq, a predicted model, not a curated record